ACCUUUUACCCGGUCCGUUACCGACAGUACGGUUACCGGCAGCCCACUGACUGUUAGGUUUACGGUACCGUGUGUGACUGACAGUCCGCCGUCCGGUGAGUCGGCUGACGCCGUUUACCGGAGCCGUUACCCGGUCAGAGACAGAAAGCAACUGGCGGGUCAGAGCGGGACGGUUGACGGUUAGCGGCUAGCAGGCUAACAAGAGAUGGAGGAGUUCCUGACGGCAUGCCAGCGGGCCGUGAAGGCGAACACGGGUCCGGUGGCUCCAGGGUUCCAUGUUGUUCUGGGAAACGAGGCCUGUGACCUGGACUCCAUGGUAUCCGCUCUGGCCUAUGCCUAUUUCCUGUCUAAGACUGCACACAGUGAGAUGCUCGUUCUGCCGCUGCUCAACAUCCGUCAGUCAGAGCUGCUGCUGCGAUCAGAUAACAUCUUCCUGCUGCGUCAGACUGGUUUGUCUCCGGACCUGCUGCUGUUCAGGGACCAGCUGGAUCUGCAGGCGCUGCAGCGAGACGGACGCCUGCGGCUGACGCUGGUCGACCACAACGUGCUGCCCAGUUCAGACAGUGACCUGGAGGUGGCGGUGGUGGAGGUCAUCGAUCACCACCUGCAGGAGAGAGAGCCCUCCCCCUCCUGUCCUGUUACUGUGGAGACAGUGGGAUCCUGCGCUACCUUGGUAACUGAACGCAUUAUACAGAAAUCUCCAGAGAUCCUGGACCAGCAGCUCGCCCAGCUGCUCUACGCCGCGGUGGUGCUGGACUGCGUCAACAUGUCACCUGCUGCAGGUAAAGUGACUCCUAAAGACAGUCAGUUUGCUGCAGCUCUGGAGACACGAUUCCCUGCUCUGCCACCGAGGGGCGCUCUGUUCCAGGCACUGCAGAACGCCAAGUUCGACGUCUCAGGUCUGAACACUGAGCAGAUGUUGUUGAAGGACAUGAAAGCUGUUUCAGGAAGUUUGAAUCUCGCCGUCUCUGUUCUCUACAUCACUCUGGAGGAGUUCCUGCAGAGGGCGGGGUUGGAGGAGGAGCUUUCAAGUUUCUGCCAGAAGUUUGGAUUUGAUUUGCUGCUGCUGAUGACAAUCUCCUUCACUGAGAACAAAGAGCCAAUCAGAGAGCUCGCUGUGUUCAGCCACAGCACCACCUGCAGGGACCAGGUGAGCCAGUACCUGGAGCAGGCCCAUAGCCCCGCCCUCGACCUCAGUCCAAUCAGCUGCCCCCAUCGUCUCCUCACAGCCUAUCAGCAGGGAAACACGCUGGCAUCCAGGAAGAAGCUCCUCCCCAUUGUGAAGGACUUCCUGAGGGAGCGGGAUGGAGACAGUCGCCUUGUAGACGGCGAGGAGGAUGAGUCUGGGGUCCCUCCCACUCCGAUGAACAGCCUGGUGGAGGGCUGUCCUCUGGACGGGGGGCUGCCGAGCAUCAGUGCCCAGGACCUGGAGGAGAAGUUCAGUAAGAUGGCCAACAACUGACCAAGUUCUGAUCCACCCUCCUGAUCCAGGUCCUGCAGAACCAACAGGUUCUGAUCUAGAUCAAAAAGAUCCUACAGAUUCAGAUCCAAAAGAUCCAGAUGCAACAGAUCUAACCUUCAGAAUAAGAGCCUACUGUUGGUGGGGUUGGUGGCCUUCUGGAGUUUCUCAGCCAAAAACAGUCGAUGCCAAACUGGGAGUUCAGGUCAUCAGAAACACAGGAAAUGGAAACACAGACGACAUGAACACACACACUGAGCUGAACCAGAACCUGCUCACAGAACAGAAUACCUUAGAACCUGAGUCUGUUGGUACACAAAGAAAUCAGCACAGAGUCCAGAUCACAGAACCAGAAGUAGCUACAGAACCUCAGUUCUCAGAAAACUCACAGCAGAAGAGCUUCACAGAUUUAAAGGUUUAUUCUGGUUUGUUGCUAAUUAGUGUCUGUUGUGUGUCUGUGGGUCAGAAUAUCUGGCUGUUGGAUGAUCUGCUUGAUCUUCGUUAUUCAUCUGUGAUAUACAGUUCCGUAAAUGCCUCGUACUCAUCUUUAGAUGCUGCAGUUUCCAGAUGCUCCUUAAAUGCCUCACAGUCAUCAGUAGAUGCUGCAGAUUCCAGAUGUUCCCUAAACGCCUCACUAGUCUUCUUCAGUUACUGCAGCAGCUCAGAGAUCAAACAUUCGUUUGCAGAGUCACGAGUUCUGAUUUCAUAUUUAAGUUUAUCUACAUGGACUGUUUUCUGUGAGCUGAGCUUUUCAUUAGCACAGUUGAUGGUUUUCAUUUAGCUGUGGGAAACCCUGAUUGUCAUGUUUUGUAACUCUGCUGGUGUGACUGAACGUGGUAUUUUUCUUCUUCUCUGGUUCAGUCGGCUUACCUGGUCUCUGCUCACCAGGUGAGUAUGUGUCUCUUCCAGCCUCCUUCUCAGCUCAUAUAUCAGAGAUAAAGUCAGUGUGACCCACAGGUACACAACAGACACACUAAUGAAAACACAGCAGCAUGAUCCCAUGAGGAAAUAUUAAUAAAUAGAAUUUAAUUCACGUCAUCACCCUGAGUUUUGUUUUAUAUUUUACAGACGACAACAACCGUAUUAAGAAUAAGUUGUGGAUCUUGCUUUGUUUUAUAGAAUGAAAUUUAAAAUGAGACGUUUCCAAAGACAAUCAUCUGUUUUUAAAUGAAGACGUUCAGGUUUAAAAUAACGAUUCAGCUGAAACACAAACUGCAGCUUCAGUCUGAUCACAGCAGCAGGACUUUCACAAUAAGGGCCCCAAGAAGGGCAGAGCUUUAAUUGUGAAACAGGAAGAGGAAAUCUGUAGAAAUAGGAAGUUGCAACAAACAAAGACAAAACAUUUAUGUGAAGGUUGGUUUGGGCUUUUCUGAUUCCAGCUGCUGCAGUUUAUAUCUUUGACCUGAAACCUGCUUUUCAUAUAAACUGCAUUUGUGUUUGUUGUGAAACUGAAGUCAAAUGUGAGAAUCAGGACAUUUUAAAAGCACAGAAACAUGAGUAGCUUCUCACUUUCUCUAUUUCUUUUCUUUAACUGAAGCUUCUUGGUCCAAAUCAUCACAAAGAGGUUUUACUUUUGUAAUUUGUAAGUUACUAGUGAAAUGUUUGACUUUAAUGUGGCAUCAUUUAUAUUUUAAAAACCUGUUUUCUCAUAAUUCUGACAGUGUCCAAAUAAAAAGUCUGACUACAGA
Messenger RNA from Amphiprion ocellaris (clown anemonefish), 3147 nucleotides. RefSeq names its product prune exopolyphosphatase (gene prune1). The record is from RefSeq and is a predicted model, not a curated record. Bases 206 to 1462 code for a protein of 418 amino acids. The transcript has 9 exons. Gene Ontology annotation, molecular function: exopolyphosphatase activity. Gene Ontology annotation, cellular component: cytoplasm. Lineage: Eukaryota; Metazoa; Chordata; Actinopteri; Pomacentridae.